Messenger RNA from Hypanus sabinus (Atlantic stingray), 919 nucleotides. RefSeq names its product required for excision 1-B domain containing (gene rex1bd). Bases 151 to 690 code for a protein of 179 amino acids. The record is from RefSeq and is a predicted model, not a curated record. NCBI's taxonomy places the organism in Eukaryota, Metazoa, Chordata, Chondrichthyes, Myliobatiformes, Dasyatidae. The transcript has 5 exons.
UGGCGCUGCCGGUGGAGGUCCCGAUGUGACGUAGUACCGCGCUGAGGGCGGCGGCGGUGCUGUGUGGGGAGGCCGGCCUGGCCGGAAUUCCAACGCCCGGCUUCAGCUCCUCCCCUGUGGCUAAUCGGGAGCAGGCAAGGGGCAGGCGCUAUGAAUGCAAGUAGUCUGACAGCGUUGGUGCGGAGCCUGUAUACCCUACAGGAGGAGCGUGUUGAAGCUUAUAGGCUGUUUGAUUUAGGACACCAGGCUUAUCUCCGCUCAGCUCCUCAUUAUGACUUCAUCAGAUACCGGCAACUUGUACAUGAAAUCACACAGGCCUUUAACCGCAUCUCAAAGGAAGUGAUUCAUCUCAGGGAUCGAUUUCAUGAGGAGUUCGACCGCCCAGACCUCUCAAAACACAUUGAAAGAAUUCAGGAACGGGAGCAGGAGAAACUGGUGAUGACAGCUCAACUACAACUUGCCAAACAGAAUGCAUUGGACCAUCCAGGGAAUGAAACAUACGAGGAGGAAGCUCGGGAACUGAAGCACAGAUGUAGAUGUCACAGGCACAGACACAUUGGGUGGAAAAGUGGGAAGGAGACUGCUAGAGGCAGGAGAUCAUAUGAUGAAACCUCCAGAGAUAAGUCGAAGCAAAGGUGCCAGGAGGCACGUAUGAUACUGGCAACAGCAGUGGAGAAUGAAGAAAGCUAAAGAUGGAAGCUCAGCUAAGAGAAGCUGGCUCAAAGCAGAGAUUUUCUCACAAGUAAUAACGAACACUUCAGGGAUUGCUCAAUAUAUCCAAAGAUUAGUUUUGAUUCAACUGUGUAGGGCAUUAACACUCAGGGUAAUCAGACUGUAUCAGGUUCACAAAGUACAUUUCGCUGAAGAGGUCUGUACUCUUGCUAUCUGAUUAUUCAAAAUGAUCACUGACAUUUUCAUU